Fusarium poae is the source of this 669-nucleotide messenger RNA. RefSeq lists its product as uncharacterized. NCBI's taxonomy places the organism in Eukaryota, Fungi, Ascomycota, Sordariomycetes, Hypocreales, Nectriaceae. The record is from RefSeq and is a predicted model, not a curated record. The transcript has a single exon. The coding region runs from base 1 to 669 and encodes 222 amino acids.
AUGGAUACAGAAACAAGGGUACAGCUUUGGCUAAACACACAUUUGGAGCAGCGACAUGGAACUGCAAGUAUCAAAAAGGCUGUGCCUGCUGUCAAAACACAAGCAGUAUUCACCUAUGGAUUGGAGUCAGCACCUGAGGAGCAACCAGUUUCCCACAACGUCGUUGACAAACCUGGCGUUAUCGACCAUGAUUAUCCAAUAGAAGGAGAGCUCCUAGAGAUAAUCGUUCACCACAUCUUUUCACAUUCCAUUCUUCGACCGGUUCGGGGGUUUCUAAUACGCUACAUUCGGGAACAGACCGCUAUCAAGCCAAUUUGUUCAAACCCUUCACUCGAGGUUAUUGCCGACUUACCCUCUAUGCUCUUCAGCACUUUACCACUGUUAAUUUCGAUUUGGACUUUGACCAGCUAUUGUUGGAUCCCACUCUGUGGGCUAAUGAUGUGGGAGCGUAUGGGGUCUGAUGUCAUAUACGGAUUCCUGUGCCGGAUCUUGAAGGGACUCGAGUGGAUGGUGAAUCUCAUGAAAGGAGUAUACGAGAUCACUACCACGAUGAAUAACCCUGCCGUUAUAUCAACAGGAGCUCGGCGAGUAUUGCCGUGGGCAGACGGGCAAACGAUCGACGAGGGAGCACUGGGGAGUCUUCUGUACCCUCACUGCGGGAACUCCUAG